Messenger RNA from Odocoileus virginianus texanus, 2479 nucleotides. RefSeq names its product THUMP domain containing 3 (gene THUMPD3). The record is from RefSeq and is a predicted model, not a curated record. Gene Ontology annotation, molecular function: tRNA (guanine) methyltransferase activity; RNA binding. Gene Ontology annotation, biological process: tRNA methylation. NCBI's taxonomy places the organism in Eukaryota, Metazoa, Chordata, Mammalia, Artiodactyla, Cervidae.
GCCUCUGACCCUCGGCAGAGAGUAGUGUGACCUUCGUCUUCCGACCCGGACGGGCCACGGGCUGCAUUUUAGCCCGAUCUAGAGCGGAUUCCUUCUCAUUCCCUCUCCCUGGACUUCACGUGCUCCCCGGGAUUCCUGUGAUUAGGGCCCUUCGGGACUACAUUCAGGAUCUUGGAAGCACUGCCAAUAUGUCUGAUGUUCAAGAAGCUACUAACCAGCUCCUGGAUGUGAAUCUUUGUGAGAACCAGAUGUCUAUACAAGUGACUGAAAGUGGCCCCAGAAGUGAGUCUGAGCAUCUCCAAGUCACUAUUGGUGCCACUGUGCCUACUGGUUUUGAGCAAACAGCUGCAGAUGAAGUGAGAGAGAAAUUGGGGUCAUCAUGCAAAAUCAGCAAAGACCGGGGCAAGAUAUAUUUUGACAUUUCAGUGGACAGUCUGGCUCAGGUUCAUUGUCUGAGAUCAGUUGAUAAUUUAUUUGUGGUUGUUCAGGAGUUUAAGGAUUACCAGUUCAAAGAAACAAAGGAAGAAGUUCUAAAGGAUUUUGAGGACCUGGCUGGGAAGCUUCCAUGGUCAGACCCCUUAAAAAUAUGGAAAAUUAACACAAGUUUCAAGAAAAAAAAAACAAAGCGCAGAAAGAUAAAUCCGAAUUUAAGUAAACAGAAGAUUGAUAAUGGACGAGGAGACACAACAGUUGAGAAGGAUGUUAAAGAAUUCACUAACAGUGUCUCAGAUUCACAGAUCUUAGACUGUUAUGAAAAUCCAGCCGUCAAAGAAGAGGUAUCAACAUUAAUAGGUGAUGAUUUGACAUCUUGCAAAGAUGAGACUGAGGAAAACUCAAAAGAAGAAGUUGAUCCUGAAGUGCUGAAGUUUAGAGUCACAUGCAACAGGGCAGGAGAGAAACACUGCUUUUCCUCAAAUGAGGCAGCAAGAGAUUUUGGGGGUGCUGUUCAAGAUUAUUUUAAGUGGAAGGCUGAUAUGACCAACUUUGAUGUGGAGGUUCUUUUGAAUAUCCAUGAUAAUGAAAUUGUUGUGGGCAUUGCAUUGACAGAAGAGAGUCUCCACCGAAGAAAUAUCACACAUUUUGGACCCACAACUCUUAGAUCUACUCUUGCCUAUGGGAUGCUCAGGCUCUGUGCACCUCAGCCCACUGAUAUAAUAGUUGAUCCGAUGUGUGGAACAGGGGCAAUACCAAUUGAGGGGGCUACAGAAUGGUCUAACUGUUACCAUAUUGCUGGUGAUAAUAAUCCAUUGGCUGUGAAUAGAGCUGCAAAUAACAUCUCAUCUUUAUUGACCAAGAUCCAAGUUAAAGAAGGCAAACUGUCCUUGGGCUUGCCCAUAGAUACUAUUCAGUGGGAUAUCUGCAACCUGCCACUAAGAACUGGCUCUGUAGACAUAAUUGUAACAGACAUGCCAUUUGGAAAAAGGAUGGGCUCCAAGAAGAGAAACUGGAACCUUUAUCCAGCUUGCCUGCGGGAGAUGAGCCGUGUCUGUAGGCCAGGGACAGGCCGAGCUGUACUACUGACUCAGGACAAGAAAUGCUUUGCCAAGGCAUUAUCUGGAAUGGGACACCUAUGGCGGAAGGUGCAUACCGUUUGGGUCAACAUAGGGGGUCUUCAUGCUGCAGUUUAUCUCCUGAAACGUACACCUCAAAGUUUUGUUCAUCCUUCAGAACAAGAUGGAGAAAGAUGUCCUUGGUAAUACAAAGAUCAAAAAUGAUUAAUAAUAUCUGUGCUUCCUGACACUGAAAAUAUCAGGACAAAGAACUUGCUUUGAGAGAAAAAAUAGUAUUAAUCAAAGAUUUGGUAUAAAUCUCUUCACCAUAGUUAGGAAAAGGUAUACAUGGAAUGUCUUAUAAGAAAGAAGAGCUUUUCUUUGGUGCUGUUUGAAAGGGGUAGUUGAGCAAUUAGUACUUUUCUUAAAAGGCUUUAAAGAUGCUAAGCCUACUAAAAUGCCCCAGGAUUUGGGUUUAGAACAUUUUCAGGCUUUGUAACAGUUCCUGUUUUCCACUGUAGGUGGAAGGCUACUCUGGCCUCAUGGAAGGGCAGAGAGCCUAAACAGAGCAUGAGGUUACAUUUCAUUGUCUGUGCAGCUUUGCUGUUUAGUUGCUCAAGUUUUUUACCUAGGUUUCUAAAAAUGAAGCAUUAUGCUUUGUAAAAUAGUGUUUGUUCCAUGACAAGCUAGAUCUUAUAUAAGUCUUAUAUAAGACUUAUAGUUUACUAUCUGCCUUAAAAGUUAUAACAUCAGUGAAUAAGAUUAACACAUUUAAUCUGAAGAUAUUAGAUAGUCCUAUUUGUAAAUAGCAGCAAAUACAAUGGUAGAUGAAAGAAGGGACCAACAAGCCAUAUUUAAAGAAAUUUUAUUUUUUUCUUUCAAUACAUAAAGGUGAAGCUUUUCAAAAUCAGACAUAAGUCUGUCAAAGUGUUUUUGUUGGCUUCUCUGAAGGACUAGAGAACUGAUGAAUUAAAGACUUCACGCCAGUC